CAAAAUAAAUAGUCGAUGCUCCAGCAAAAAACUUAGACAUCUACUUGAUGAGCUAAGUGAUGAAAAGAAGAGUAUAAUUCAACAUAUUGGCUUUGGUGGAUUACUUCAGCUCUCUUCCACAGAGAUAAGGCAUAGCUUAUGUAGAUGGAUAAUAACUCAUUUCAAUAUAGCCCACUGUAGGUUAGACAUAGGACAAGAAAGGCAAUUUCCAAUAACUUGUUCUGAUGUAGGUGAAAUUCUGGGUAUUCCAUAUAUUGGUAGGAGGCUCCUACUUUCACCUACCAAUAGGAAUAAUAGGAUGGAAAACCUAUCAGAUCUUAGAGAGAGGCUGAUUUUAAUGGAAGACAUGGCCGAGUUCAAAAAAUUGUUUAUCUUCUUCUCAUGUGCUACAUUACUUGCUCCAACAUCAAAGUUGGAUGGUAGUCAUGAGUUGUGGUGUACUUUGAUGGCUGGAGACUUUGACAUCAAUGUUAAUUGGGGUCAAUUUGUACUUGACACACUGGUUGCUGGAAUUAGACAUUUUCGAUUGGGUAAAGGCUCAUGGUUUACAGGUUGCCUUAUUUUUUUACAGCUUUUUUAUGUAAAUAAAUUUUACAUUCCAACCAUGUUGGUGCCACGUACCAUCCCAAUAUGUGCAGCGUGGACUGAUGACUUGAUGAAGAAAAGGGUGCAUGCCGAAUUGCAUGAUUAUGGUGAUUAUGGACUAGCUGAUGUUCAAGAAGAUGAAAGGGAGGAAGAUGCACAUGAAGACCCUGGUAAUCCAGUAAAUGAAGUUGAAGAAGAGACUACUGAUGAAAUUAUAGCAGAAUAUAAUGCAGCGGAGAGACAAAUUCACCAAUUGCUGUGAACAAUGAGAGGAGCAAUUGAUAAACUAGCAAAGCGGCAGAAUACAAAUAAAACCCCAUCAUCUUCUCAUCGAAGUAGAAGUCAUAAUCAACCUGAUAUCAAUGAUUCUUUCCCAUCACCACCACAUGAUACUUAUGGAUCGCCACUGAAUGAUCGUUUGAUGGUGAAGAUAAUGUAGGCCCAUCAACCUCACAGCCAGUAGCGCAGCAUAGCAUUGAGGAUGAAGUUCAGAUGAAUGCUAUUAUUCCUUACGAGACUGGACAUCCUCCAAUACGUUCAUAUCGGCUACAUCGACAUGCUACUGCCCUUCAAUCACCAUACGUGGUACAACCGUCAAUCAAAUUUUCAGCUUCUUCAUCUGUAGCAAAGCAAGUUUUGGCAUAUGCAUUGGACGAUACACGUGAUGAAAGCCAAAUAUUAUGUUCCAUGCACAAUUUCUUCUUGACAAGGUUUGACUUGAAAUGCUUGGGACCCGACAAAUUGGUUGACAAUAAGGUUGUAACCAUGCAUUGUCGAAUUUUGAAUGGUAUGGAUAAAGAAAAUAGGAAGCAUUUCUUAUCUCCAAACUUUGUGUCUGAUGUGGAAAAGAAGAGGGGUUCCUUAUCUCCAAAAUACAUAUGUGACAAUUUAUGGAAAUAUUUCAAAAAUACUCGGUUGUGCACAUAUGAACAGUUGUUCAUACCAAUAUGCAGGAAAAAUCAUUGGUAUUUAAUAAUUUUGAAUAUUCAUGCGAAAAGAAUUGAGUUAUUGGAUUCAUUAAUUGACGGAAGGAAAAAACGGAUGGAUGCCUUCAUAGAGAAACUGGUGAACGUUUUGUCAACUGUCAUUGGGAUUCAAGAAAGAAGACCAUCAGUGGACAUGACUGAAUUUGAAUUUGUUGUUCCAGAAGUUGUCCAACAAUUGAAUCCAACGGAUUGUGGCAUAUUUGUAAUGAAGUUUAUGCAAUUAUGGAGUAACGGUGGAAUUUCUCGUGCAAUUGCAAAUGACAAGGUCAUCAAGUACAGGGAAAAACUCCUAACACAACUGAUAAUGUCUCCAGAAAAUGAAGUCAGGGAAAAUGUCUACCAGGCUAUGGAUCAGUGAUGUUGUAAUUUUUUUGGUUUAUAGUUGUUGAUAUUUUUUUAUAGUCUGAUGGAGUUCCAUUUCCAAAUUUACUGGCAAUAAAGGGUUCUUGGUCCUCACCAACUGACAAUGAAAGGCCUUACAGUACCCCUGAUUCUGUAGUCUCUCAACUUAGGCCACUGCUUGUUGAGGAGAGUGGUCAUGUAACAUAGUGAACUGUGGUACACCUUAUCCUUGUAAAAUCUAGGAGAUAUGAUUAGGUUAUUUUGGGGUAGAGAAUGUUUCAGAAUAACUUUUACAAUUACCUUCCCUGUUAGAUUAGCUAUGAUAUCACUAAUAUUUAAAUUAUAUUCCAGUUUGGGCAUGUAAUCUGUGAAACCCUUUUUGGGUUGACUAAUGGAAACUAUGGAGUACGUUCUUGCAGGUUAUACAGGGCUAAGAAAUUCCCUGUUAUCUUGAUAACACUGCAUGGCAAGUGGAGAAGCCCCACUGCCAGUAAUUAUUAUAUGGUAUAUGUGCUGCUGCAGUUUUAAUCUGUAUAUAGAGUUACUAGAGGAUGAACAUAAGAUGUUUUGUUAUAUGAUCCAGCUUAAAUAGAUCCAUUGUGUACUGACUGCCCUCAUGAGAUGGACAAUAUUCUUGUCAAUAUUAUCUACAUGCAAAUGCAUAUUCUUAUGUA
This is a messenger RNA of Vitis vinifera (wine grape), 2587 nucleotides long. Its product is annotated as ubiquitin-like-specific protease 1A. Lineage: Eukaryota; Viridiplantae; Streptophyta; Magnoliopsida; Vitales; Vitaceae. Gene Ontology annotation, cellular component: nucleus. Gene Ontology annotation, biological process: protein desumoylation. The transcript is spliced from 13 exons. The record is from RefSeq and is a predicted model, not a curated record. Gene Ontology annotation, molecular function: deSUMOylase activity. Bases 1078 to 1929 code for a protein of 283 amino acids.